CCACCGACAGGGAGCGGAUAAUUGGCGGAGAGCUCAUUUGCAUGCUGAAUGCGGUGGAUAUUUAUUUAAAUUUAAUUUCGUUCCCGCACACGGUGCUCUGCGGGCUUUUGUGCCAAAGUCAUAUUAACCCCACGACUACUUAAUAUGCGCCGCACGACGUGGCCCACGUGCCAUGAAUAUUCAUACAUGGCGGGUUUUUUUUUUUCUUUCUUUUCUUUCCGGUGUCGUCUGUGCGGCUCUCCGCUCCCUCCCGUCCUCCCGGUGUAACGUAACGCCGUGAUGGAGGCCGUUCUGAACGCUCCCCGGAAGGCUGCGCCGCCAAAGUCGCGCUGGUUUCCGCAAAGUGUCAGAAAGUGCGCAGGGCUGCUCCUGGUGUACGCGUCGCUCCUGGCCGCUGACACGAUGGCAGAUAAGACUGCGCUGCCGAGCAGGGAGCGGGCAAUGAAGGGGAGGGAGGAGAAAAUGGUCGUAGCAGACAAGCAUGCAGUCAACGGGAAUCCCACUGUGGAGCCUUUUCCAGACGGCAUGGAAACCAUCAUGUUUGGAAUGGGCUGUUUCUGGGGAGCUGAGAAACUGUUCUGGCGGCUUCCAGGAGUCUUCUCCACCCAGGUGGGCUUCGCCGGGGGCUUCACACCCAACCCGACCUACAAUGAAGUCUGCACAGGUCUGACAGCCCACACGGAGGUGGUGAGGGUGGUCUUCUCCCCUCAAGACGUCAGCCUUGAGGAGCUCCUCAGACACUUUUGGGAGAACCACGAUCCGACACAAGGUAUGAAGCAGCACAAUGACAACGGUACUCAGUAUCGUUCUGCCAUCUAUACAUCCAGCCCUGCUCAACAGGAGGCUGCACUGAAGAGCAAAGAGGCCUUCCAGAAGGAACUGGAGAAGAAAGGCUAUGGCCCGAUCACCACUGAGAUCCUGGAGGGCCAGCAGUUUUUCUACGCCGAGGAUUACCACCAGCAGUACCUGAAGAAGGUGCCCAAAGGCUACUGUGGCCUUAAAGGCACCGGGGUCUCUUGUCCCCUCGGCGGCAGCAAGGAGGAGCUGUGAGGGCCGUCUGCACACAAAAUCAGGCAGAACGUUAAAACACUCAUGAUCAGAAGUAGGAAAUUGUUGAUUUGCAUCAGCAAAAAAGCAAUGAAGUGAAACAGCAUCCCUAGAAAUAAAAAGUAAUAAUAAUACAAAUAAAAUAUAGGAAAUAUGCAUGAUAAAUAUCAUGAUAAUUUUGUCAUUUGUGUAAAAAUGACAACCUAAGACUGAACAAUUGACAGAAAAAAUAAAACAAUGGAACAAAGUAAAUGAAAAUAAAUACUUAAAGUAGAAAAAGUGGAGUUUUGUAGAGGAGGAAGUGGAGUUAGUGGCAGAAUUAGAUUAAAUGUCUGUAGCAACAGAAAAUAAAGACGUGAACUCAACAGAGGGUAAAUCAACGAAAUACAGGUAAAGCUCACCAAUAUCAAUGCUUAUUUACUCUUUAUUAAUGCUUGCAUUUACUAACUGGAAAA
Messenger RNA from Fundulus heteroclitus (mummichog), 1502 nucleotides. RefSeq names its product mitochondrial peptide methionine sulfoxide reductase (gene msrab). The coding region runs from base 280 to 1050 and encodes 256 amino acids. The record is from RefSeq and is a predicted model, not a curated record. Gene Ontology annotation, cellular component: cytoplasm. Gene Ontology annotation, molecular function: peptide-methionine (S)-S-oxide reductase activity. NCBI's taxonomy places the organism in Eukaryota, Metazoa, Chordata, Actinopteri, Cyprinodontiformes, Fundulidae. The transcript is spliced from 6 exons. Gene Ontology annotation, biological process: cellular response to oxidative stress.